Molecule: messenger RNA, 761 nt
Organism: Helianthus annuus (common sunflower)
Lineage: Eukaryota; Viridiplantae; Streptophyta; Magnoliopsida; Asterales; Asteraceae
Product: 14 kDa proline-rich protein DC2.15
Exons: 1
Coding region: 3-554 (183 amino acids)
Source: RefSeq, a predicted model, not a curated record
GCAUGUUAAUGUGUACCUCUGAUGGCCAUUUGCAUAUUGAUAUAUGUGUACCUCUUGAUGCCAGCACAUUUGGACCAAAACGCAAGCUUUUGCACCUAUAUAUACCCUUCAAACCAUUCUCUACAUUCACAAAUCAUCCUAAACAUAAAGGGCUUAUCUUUUCUCACAUAGAGAUGGCUUCAAACAGCAAUGCUUCACUAGUUUUCUUUCUAGCACUCAAUGUGCUCUUUUUUGCCAUGGUGAGUGGCUGUGGGACUUGUGGUAGCCCUGCCCCAAAACCGGCGCCGGAGGCUAAGGCUACCUGCCCUAAAGACACCUUGAAACUUGGGGUGUGUGCCAAUUUGCUUGGUUUGAUUUCUGUGGAAGUUGGCUCACCACCAACUAAACCAUGCUGCAACCUCAUCAAAGGCCUUGCUGACCUCGAGGCUGCGGUUUGCCUAUGCACUGCCAUCAAAGCUAAUGUAUUGGGGAACGAUCUGAAUGUGCCUGUCGCUCUGACCUUGCUUCUUAAUGUUUGUGGCAAGAAAGCCCCAGAUGGCUUCAAGUGUGAAUAAAUUAUCCAGGAUACUUGAUUUCGUCUUGAUUUCGAAAUCAAACUUUUAAAUAUGUAUUGUAUGUAUGAGUUUGGGUCUUUAGGUUGUUCCUCACAUUUCAUUUCUUUGCUUUCUGUUAAUUAUGACAUUGUGUUUUAGAUUGUAUUGAAUCCUGGUUCAAUUCUGUAACGGUUUGUGGAAAAUGAAAGUCAUUUGUUUUAUAUUGAA